This is a messenger RNA of Gastrolobium bilobum, 1086 nucleotides long. RefSeq lists its product as uncharacterized. The transcript has 3 exons. The record is from RefSeq and is a predicted model, not a curated record. Lineage: Eukaryota; Viridiplantae; Streptophyta; Magnoliopsida; Fabales; Fabaceae. The coding region runs from base 1 to 1086 and encodes 361 amino acids.
AUGCCAGUGCAACAACAACCUCCACAACAAUCAGAAUGGGAGAAGGCCUUUGCACAACUAUCGAAGACCACAUCAGACUACGUUCAAAGUACCAAUGCUUUCAGAGAAGACACUUCAGCCUUUAUGCAAGAGACCAGGGCCUCAUUCCGGAAUCAAGAAGCCUCUAUCCAGAAUCUAGAAACUCAGAUCGAUGUUAACCCAAAUGCACACUGCAAGGCCAUUACCACUAGAAGUGGAAUAGUAAUUGAACCUGUGAUCAAGCCUUCAGUAGAGAAAAAGAAAGCUGAUGAACCUGCAAUUGAAGAGGUAAAAGAGAAGGAAGUUGACAAAGAACCUGUUGCAGAGAAAAUUGUUCCUGAAAAGAAGAGUUCAAAUGGGAGAAAAAGAAAGCUCAAGAAAGACAAGAAAAGCCAUUGGAGCUCUCACCUUAAGCAAAGAUUCCAUAUCCGCAGAGAAAAGUUUCCUCCAAAACUCAAAGAUCCUGGAAGUUUCAGCAUUCUCAUAGAAAUUGGCAACAUUGAUGUGGGAAAGGCGUUAUGUGACUUUAGAGCUAGUAUUAAUCUUAUGCCAUUAUCCAUCUGCAAGGCCCUGGGUAUUCAUGAACUGGAGCCGACUAAAGUUUCAUUACAGUUAGCUGACAGAUAUAUCAGGAGGCCAGAUGGAGUUAUUGAAGAUGUCUUGGUGAAGAUUGGUAAAUUCAUAUUCCCUGCAAACUUUGUCAUCUUAGACAUGGAAGAGGAUGCGGAAAUCCCCUUACUGUUGGGAAGACCCUUCUUAGCUACUGCAAGGGCUAUGAUUGAUGUGGAGCAGGGCAAGUUGAUGUUACAGGUUCAUGAUAAAAUCAUAACGAUUGAUGUUCUUGAAUCUAUGAAACAUCCUUUCAACGGAGGAGAUUUCUUCAAGAUUGAUAUAAUCAACGAUGCAGUGUUAGAAACAGUCGAUGAAAUACUCCAACCACUGAUGGAAUUGGAGUCAUUAGAAGAAGAACUACGACAAAAUACAACUGAAGCAACAGAAGGAGAACAAGAGGUUGAAAAGCUAGAAAAGAAGGUUGAUGAUGUUACUAAAGGAGCACCAAAAGUUUAA